GCGCGCAGAGGCUGCUGGGAGGCCGGAAGGAGCUGUCCCGGCGCUCCGCUGAGCGGGAAGAAGGCACUUGGAGUCUGACAAUGGACAGCAGCCUUUGGUCUUCUCUGUGAUCAUCAUGGCUUGUGUGGCUUGUCCCAGGAUCAGCGACAGCCCUUUCUCCUCAGACAAGCAUGCCCGUCUCAUCCUCGCCCAGAUGAACAAAAUGAGAGGUGGGCAUAAUUUUUGUGAUGUGCAGCUCCAGGUUGGUGAAGAAGGAUUUAAGGUCCAUCGCCUGGUCUUGGCUGCAAGCAGCCCUUACUUUGCUGCUCUGUUCACGGGAGGGAUGAAGGAGUCUUCAAAGGAUGUAGUGCGGAUCCUAGGAGUAGAGGCUGGCAUCUUUCAGAUGCUCCUGGAUUUUAUUUAUACAGGAGUAGUGAAUGUUGGUGAGAGUAAUGUUCAGGAGCUGAUAGUAGCAGCAGACAUGCUCCAGCUGACUGAAGUUGUGGACCUUUGCUGUGAAUUUCUGAAGGGACAGAUCGACCCCUUGAAUUGCAUUGGACUCUUCCAGUUCUCUGAGCAAAUUGCCUGUCGUGACCUACAGGAGUUCACAGAGAAUUACAUCCAUGCUCACUUUCUGGAAGUUCAGAGUGGCGAGGAGUUCCUGGCGCUAACAAAGGAGCAGCUUAUUAAGAUCUUGCGAAGUGAGGAGCUUACUAUAGAGGAUGAGUACCAAGUUUUCAUAGCUGCAAUGCAGUGGGUUUUGAAGGAUCUGGGAAAAAGAAAGAAACAUGUGGUGGAAGUGCUGGAUCCAGUUCGAUUCCCUCUGUUACCAUCCCAGAGACUCUUAAAAUACAUAGAAGGAGUUUCAGAUUUCAGCCUUCGGGUGGCUCUGCAAACCCUGUUGAAAGAAUAUUGUGAAGUCUGUAAAUCUCCCAAAGAGAACAAAGUCAGCAAUUUUCUGCAAACAUCUAAGGCUCGUCCCCGGAGGAAAGCCAGGAAGUAUCUUUAUGCAGUAGGUGGAUAUACUCGACUGCAGGGGGGACGCUGGAGUGACAGCAGAGCCCUCAGUUGUGUGGAGCGUUUUGACACCUUCAGUCACUACUGGACCACUGUGUCUUCACUUCACCAGGCUCGCAGCGGGCUGGGAGUGGCAGUGGUGGGAGGAAUGAUUUAUGCUAUUGGAGGAGAAAAGGAUUCAAUGAUCUUUGACUGUACUGAAUGCUACGAUCCUAUUAUUAAGCAAUGGACAACUGUGGCCUCCAUGAACCAUCCUCGGUGUGGACUUGGAGUGUGUGCAUGUUAUGGUGCUAUCUAUGCUUUGGGAGGCUGGGUUGGAGCAGAAAUUGGCAACACAAUUGAAAGAUUUGACCCUGAAUUAAAUAGCUGGGAACUAGUGGGCAGUAUGGUUGUGCCCCGCUACUAUUUUGGGUGUUGUGAAAUGCAAGGUUUAAUUUAUAUUGUCGGGGGCAUCAGCAAUGAAGGAAUAGAGCUACGUUCUGUUGAAGUCUAUGAUCCAAUAUCCAAACGCUGGUCUACGCUUCCUCCAAUGGGCACCCGAAGGGCGUACCUUGGCGUAGCUGCCCUCAAUGAUUGCAUCUAUUCUGUUGGAGGAUGGAAUGAGACACAAGAUGCACUUCCUACUGUAGAGAGAUAUUCCUUCGAAGAGGAGAAAUGGGUUGAGGUUGCACCGAUGAAGGUACCCAGAGCUGGUGUGUGUGUUGUGGCUGUGAACGGACUUCUUUAUGCCUCGGGAGGCCGAGCUUCUAGUCAUGAUUUCGCUGCCCCAGUGACCUCGGACUCUGUUGAAGUUUAUAACCCUCAUAUGGACACAUGGACUGAAAUAGCAAACAUGAUCACAAGCCGUUGUGAAGGAGGUGUUGCUGUGUUAUGAAACAGAUCUUCAAAGAACUCGAGGAAGACUAGCAGGGGGAAGGAUGAGCAUCUGGCUUUCUACAGACAAUGAGGUUUCGUGCUUCUUUGGCCAGGAUCCUCUUCUACUAUGUGGCUCUUGUGUGGAGUUGGUAGAGGAGCAGUGUGGAGUUGGUAGAGGAGCAGAUCUCAGGUAGGUUUGUAGGGCUUUUUCUGAGCAAAAGGGAAUUAAUUUGCCCCUAAAAUGACAACUGGCCAAUCUGGUCUAUUUCAUGAAAUACCAUCUGUUGAGAGCAGAAAUGCCUUUCAUGACUAGAUUAAACUAAUUGAAUGUGAAACAACUGGGGACUAUUUGGAAAAUUGGACCUCAUCUGAGAGAUGACCUUCCUGUGUGCUGGGAUGACUUGAAACUCCUCUGUGUUCCCAGGAUGGAACAAAGUUAGUAUCAUUAGCAGGACUUAAAACCUAGAGGGUGAUUCCUUUACGAAGCUAGGGCUUUAUCUGAAGUAAAGAGCAGCUUGGCUGUUUCCUUAGCAUUAGGAGUUGUCUUUUGCUGGCAGAGAAUGUGCCAGGUGAG
Emys orbicularis (European pond turtle) is the source of this 2425-nucleotide messenger RNA. It is a transcript of the gene IPP, whose product is annotated as intracisternal A particle-promoted polypeptide. Gene Ontology annotation, molecular function: actin binding. NCBI's taxonomy places the organism in Eukaryota, Metazoa, Chordata, Testudines, Emydidae. Bases 116 to 1870 code for a protein of 584 amino acids. The record is from RefSeq and is a predicted model, not a curated record. The transcript has 9 exons.